AUGCCUCCUCCAAACUCUGGCCAAGUUUCGGGUGCUGCCCCCGGUCCUCCCACCCCACCCCCGAGGCCAUACCCAAUAACGUCUCCCUGGAAUGUCACCUCCACCGGGCUAGUCGAUAGGGGAAGAAAGACUGGAGGCCGUGUGUCGCCCCCCGCCCCGCCCCCUCCUCCCAGCCUGUCCGCUCCGGUGCCGGGCUUGGCAGCUGUGCGAAAAAGCUUCAGUGUUCAAACGGCCCUCCCCGAGCAAGCCGGCACCCGAGCGACUCCAGCGUGGCGCUCUCACAUCCCCCGCCAGGCGGCCUCAGCGGAAAAGUUGAAAGAGAUUCGGUGUUUUGUCAGGGACACCCGCCAGGCUGAGGACCCCUGUGUCUCCCGGGAAACACCGCCUCCCACCCACCCCGCCCCCCACCAGGGGAACCCCUUUCCCAACUCCUCGGAGCGCAAGGCUGACCCCAACUGGGAGAGGGGGGCAAAGCCGUACCCAGCCCCCACCCCAGUUCCGCGCCGCAGAGUGGUCACGCCCCCCCCCCCACCCCCGACCCUAAAACCCCGCUUUUUGUCUGGACUCAAUGAUCUGCGACCGAGCAGGCAGCAGCCCCGGCAUCGCAGCGCAGUACUAGCCGCUAAGAUGGUUUCGAAGGCGGGGGACUUGGGCCCAGACCUCUCCCGCCCCACCACAACCUCCUGGGUCCAAGCUCCCCACACCCCAAAGGGGAGCGGCCCCCAGCUCCCGACCACCGACCCCCGCCCGCGGCUCUCCGCACCUGAACUUCGGGGAAGCGAGAGCCUGCAAACUUUCCGCCGACUUCCACCCAACUCCGGCCCCCCCCUACCCCAGUCCACUUAG
Sarcophilus harrisii (Tasmanian devil) is the source of this 846-nucleotide messenger RNA. RefSeq names its product extensin-like. Bases 1 to 846 code for a protein of 281 amino acids. The transcript has 2 exons. NCBI's taxonomy places the organism in Eukaryota, Metazoa, Chordata, Mammalia, Dasyuromorphia, Dasyuridae. The record is from RefSeq and is a predicted model, not a curated record.